AUGCCUCUGUCUCUCGUUUGGGCCGCUCUCGCGCUGGUGUCUGUUGUGCCCGCUCUCGCAGCACCUACGGGCAACCUUGUCAAGCGCGCGACUCUCCCUGCUUACGCGUUGACCUACGCACCCUACACUUACCUUCAAAGUGGUGAAGGAUGGUUUCCCUCCGAUGUUGCCACUCACGUCAAGCACAUGUCUGUCGAGUACAACUUCAAGAACGUGUCUACAUCUGUCUCGCUCAAGACACUGAACACCUUCAACUCAUCCACCUUCCUCACCAGCUAUGAUAACGUCGAGACCAAUCCUGCUUGGCUGACGAGCACGUAUGGCAAGCCCAACGCCAAGGGCUACAGUGCUGCCCCUGCUACCAUCAUCGCUGUUGAGAAGAAUGGCUUUGUGGAUGUAUUCUACUUUUACUUCUACAGCUACAAUCAUGGCAGUCUUGUUCUAGGAAGCAGAGUCGACAAUCAUGUUGGAGACUGGGAACACAGCAUGAUUCGUUUCUCUACUGCGGGUGUUCCUCAAAAUGUCUACUACUCUGCUCACAGCGGAGGCACUGCAUACACCUAUGCAGCUGUUCAAAAGGUUGGCGUUCGUCCGGUUGUCUACUCUGCUGCUGGUAGCCAUGCGAACUACGCUACAGCCGGCACCCAGAAGAUCUACCCUAUUGUCGGCAACAUCGUCACCGACACAACCGAUGCCGGUCCUUAUUGGGAUGUUGCACAGAACUAUCGUGGAUAUAAUUAUGAUCCUGCCAGCAACACAGUCACCAAUGCUGGUGGAGCGGACAUCGGCGGUACCGAGCAGGCGACUGAAACUGUGGAUUGGCUCUACUGGAGCGGCAUGUGGGGCGACGAGCAGUAUCCCGACAGCGACAAGAGACAAAGCUGUACUCUUGGUAUUAACGAUUUGUGCCACUACCAGAGUGGUCCGACUGGACCUCUGACCAAGAACCUUGGUCGCACGGCUGUCUGCCAAAAGGAGGACGGCUGCACGGUCAAGACCAAGCUCUAA
Messenger RNA from Aureobasidium uvarum, 1008 nucleotides. The record is from the annotation of a GenBank genome assembly. NCBI's taxonomy places the organism in Eukaryota, Fungi, Ascomycota, Dothideomycetes, Dothideales, Saccotheciaceae.